UUUCCAGCUCCGCGGGGUGCUGCGGCUUGGGUGGCGUUGCUAGGAGACAGGGCGUGGGCGUGGGGGAAGGCAGCUUGGGCCUAUGUUUAUUUUUACGUUAAUUUCUUAAUGGCGUUUUUUAGAAGAUGCAACCGUAAAAAGACGAGGAGCCAGAUUAAAUGCCUGUCUUUACUGUCUUCUGUUGGAAACAGAACAGAGAGAGAGAGCAGAAGAGAAGGCUGCAGCAUUUCCUGGCUGACCUGGCAAUUCUGGGAUCAUUACAGGGUUUUCGUUAUUUUCAGCCCUGGCUAAGGGGGAAAGAGGAACUGCUGCUGACUGUUGUCAAUGAGGAUUUGGGAUGGCGUUCUCCUGGCUUUCCUGUCUCCGUUGCCUCUUCCUUCACCAGUUCGACAUGUAGUAGCAGCUACAGUCUGGAUAGUGACUAUGACAGCUCCCCUUUACCUGGGGAAGGGCCUCAACCUAAGCCCAGACUUCAGCCUCCACAGGCCCCUCGACAGCAAGCCAACAAGAGUAAUGAUUCCCAUCUUGUCCCAGCUUCACCCAGUGAGGAGGAGAUUGCUGUGCCUGAAAUUAACUGCACUCUUUUCCUGUUGGCUGGCUAUGCUAAAUAUGGCCGGCCAUAUGCCUGGAUACGAUCCAAUCAUGAGCGCCUAGUUAACAUCGGAGGCACUGAUUCGCUGGUCAAAGACACGCCCAUGAAGCUCAAGUCCAUCACAGACUGGGUUUUAACUUCUCAAGGAACACAGGUGUGGGAUGUAGUGAAUGAGCUAGUGGGUCUGUGCACAAUGCCCCCUCCUGAUAAUCCUUUCACUCUGGACAUGCGUUACCUCCAAACCCUUCCACUCCCAGAGCGCUUCCUAGUCACUGGGGCCCUCCUUAACUUCCUGGAGAUGAUUGUCGUUCAGGGAAGUCAUGAGGAACCCUUCUAUGAUAUGGUUGUGAAGGAGAUGCAACCCUUGAGGCGACUCCAUUUCCAGAGUCUUGUCGAGCUUCACAGGCUCCGUGGGGUGAAGAGCAGGAGCCCAUCACUGCCAGACUCCUCAGGCGACUAGUAAAUGGCGUCACACUGCCAUGAUGACCACUGGGUCCAGUCUGGACAUCACAACAGUUUGCACAAAAAGAACUGUAGCGAUCAGUCAGAUGCAGGAACUGAGAUGAACUUUAGACUCAUCUGAACACACAGAGGUUCCUGAGGGUCCAUUUGUCUUGGAAAUGAUGGGCGUUUGAAGAAAUACCUGUACCACUAAGAUAUUGUACGAUGUGUGGAUAUAGUCUUCACAAAACAUUUUGGUGCUGAAUCAUUCAAGUGCUUUUUAUCUCUCUAUGGAAUUGUUUAGAAUUUGCGUAUCUUAGUUGGCCACACAUUGCAACAGGACAUUUUUCUCAGUUUGAGUCUGGUCUGCUGCUGUCUGGACACAGGACUUGUAUAUUAAAUUAAAUUAAUUAGAAUUAAAUGGAAUUCUUUGUAAAGGACUGGAUCAGUGAUCCUUGUCAUAUUCAACUUCAGUUCACAUAAUUGAUGCUCUGUGUUAACAAAACUUUACAUUGUUCAUCUGAAAGUGCUGACUGGUAUAGAUAAAAAGCAAUAGUGACUAUGCUGGUCAGAAUGGAGGUAAAGCCUUAGAUUUUACUUGUAGAAGGCCUGCAUUGUAUACAAGGGUGUUGGCAUUAAGUGUACAGUAGUGUUUAUAACACAAGGUUUUAUGCCAUAUCUUAAUGGAUUAAUCCUAAGCUUAGUGUCACAUGACAUUUCAGGGGGCUACUUGGUCUUAAAUUUUCAAAGGAAUUCAUUUUCCUGGAACCCAAGGCAAUAAUCUGCCUUUGAAGACAAAAUUAAAAAGCUUCCUUUCUGUG
Pygocentrus nattereri (red-bellied piranha) is the source of this 1854-nucleotide messenger RNA. RefSeq lists its product as uncharacterized. NCBI's taxonomy places the organism in Eukaryota, Metazoa, Chordata, Actinopteri, Characiformes, Serrasalmidae. The record is from RefSeq and is a predicted model, not a curated record. The transcript has 7 exons. The coding region runs from base 159 to 1052 and encodes 297 amino acids.